Messenger RNA from Suillus clintonianus, 462 nucleotides. RefSeq lists its product as uncharacterized. Bases 1 to 462 code for a protein of 153 amino acids. The transcript is spliced from 5 exons. Lineage: Eukaryota; Fungi; Basidiomycota; Agaricomycetes; Boletales; Suillaceae. The record is from RefSeq and is a predicted model, not a curated record.
AUGAGCCAUAUAAGUGAGCUCAUCGUCGUCGACGAUGAGCUCGCAUGUUGCUAUACACCGGGUAUAGCUGGGUAUAUAGCCGGCAAGAAAAUACCUUACAAGUCACUGGUAAAUGCUGCGGAAAUCGCUGAAGUCUUGUGUGAUGAUCCCCCUCAGAAGAAACCCUUGGGAUGGCUGAAGAAAAGUCAUCCAGAACCUGCCGGUGAUUUGGGGAGAGAGACAAGAGGGCAGCCAAUAAUUAAUGCAUCUCAUGGACCAUUCUCGCGGUUGGUUCCCAAGUUACUCAGCAGGGCGAACAACCAUUCUGCUCAAAGCGCUCGACAGUCUCCGAACCUUGAACUUACAACUGCAACUUUCAAUGCGCAGGAUCUCCUAUGCUCUCAGACAAGCCAGGAAAACACUCCCCAGACAAAUUUACAGAAAAAUGCUACAUUAGAACUGAUCCUGCAUCAUUAUGUCUAA